GUGCCGGCCACGUAACUGGUAGCAGUCAUCGUCGCACAGUUUCAAAUCCAAUUGGACAUACGCGUGUUCAAGACAAGCACCCACCAUGCGGCUUCCCAGCGUCUCGGUCUUUGCAGCCAUUGCGCUCACAACGCUCGCAGAAACCAAGCCUGACCCUUCCAAUUCAAACAUUUCCCAAGCCAUAGUUCCCGAUGGUGUAGAAGGAGAUGGUGCAGCAAAGUUGUUGCAGUCUAUUCAAGCAAAUUCCACCGACGCUUGCGAAGUAGCAUGCGCUUCGCUCCUGGGAGAAUUCGGCGCUGCCAAAGUCGCGGGCAGCAAAGACCCGGACUACAAAGCCGCGAUUGACGGUUUCUGGUCCCAGCAGCAGCGAGAGCCCGUACCACGCUGCAUAUUCCGGCCAGAGACGGCGCAAGAAGUUGCAAAUGUGGUGCGUGUGUCGCAGGCGAACAAGUGCCGGUUUGCAUUUCGGAGUGGAGGCCAUGCCCAAUUUGCAGGUGCAUCCAGCGCAGAUGGAGGCAUAACUGUGCUUUUUGAACGCAUGGCAGGCAUUACGCUGUCUGAAGAUAAAAACAUUGUGUCAAUUGGACCCGGAGCCCUCUGGAGCGACAUUUACGGCAACCUGGCUGAACAUAACCUCGCAGUCGUGGGUGGUCGUGUCGCUGACGUUGGUAUUGGAGGCCUUGUCACAGGCGGUGGCAUUUCCUAUUUUUCCAAUCAGCGCGGCUGGGCAUGCGACAACGUUGUGUCGUAUCAAGUCGUCCUGGCAGACGGACGCAUUGUGACUGCCACGCCUGAUUCCGAGUACUCCGAUCUCUUCUGGGCACUACGCGGUGGUGGCAACAACGUUGGCAUCGUGACCCAAUUCAAUCUCGAGACUUUUGCUCACAGCCCCCUCAUGUAUGGUGGAGACCGAAUAUUCACCAACGAUAGUUUCUCAGCCGCCAUCGAUGCCUUUGUCGACCUAGCCAAGAAUGCCGAGGCCGACCCCAAGGCUAUACAGUUUCUGUCCUUUGUCCUCGAUACAAGGAACAACGUGCGACUUGCAGUUGCCGAACUCGAAUACACAGACGCAAAGACAGACGCACCCGUCUUUGACACUUGGAACAAAGUCCCUGCGAUGGUCGACAACACCAAAAUCAACAGCCUGGUUAACUUGACCUGGGCCCUGGCAGGAUCCAGUCCAAGGGGUAUGCGACAAUCCUACUGGACCGCGUCUGUGAAACUCAAAGACCGUGAGAUCGUCGACCGCCUCGCCGACAUCACCUUUGACGUUGGCGACAAGCUCGCACACGUCCCGGGUAUCUUGCCCGCACACACCCUCCAAGUCGUCACCAAGCCACAGCUCAAGAACAUGGAGAAAAACGGCGGCAAUGCCCUUGGUCUCUCCGUCUCUGACGCCCCUUUUCUCGUGCUCCUGCAGUCGUUUGCGUGGCUCAACGCCGAGGACGACGAGCUCGUGCUCAAGACUGCCGCGGACAUGGUUGCACAGAUCAAAAAGGUGAGCAAGGACUUGGGCGUGGAUCAUGACUACCUGUACAUGAACUACGCGAGCCAGUUCCAGGACGUGAUCGCGAGUUACGGUGAAAGCGCGAAGAAGCUCAAGGACAUUGCGCACAAGUAUGACCCCGAGGGCGUUUUCCAGACGUUGCAGCCGGGUUACCACAAGUUGAAUGGACCAAAGAGCCAGGAUUUGCCUGUUUGGGAUCGCCUCAAGUCUUUUUUCACCGACAAGUUCUCGUGAAGAAUGAUGGGCGAAUGUGAUACCAAAGUCAAUGCUCGAUUUGGACUUUGCGAGGCAAACGAAUUAAUGAUAUGGGACGAACUUUUGAGCAGUCAUAUCUAUACCUAGCUUUUUAGAGCGAAACCCCCCCCCACCCAUGAUGUGAAAAUGUCAAUGGCUGUUAAAGGUGCAAUUGAAACAAUGUGUUGUUCCAAA
Messenger RNA from Bipolaris maydis ATCC 48331, 1936 nucleotides. RefSeq lists its product as uncharacterized. NCBI's taxonomy places the organism in Eukaryota, Fungi, Ascomycota, Dothideomycetes, Pleosporales, Pleosporaceae. Gene Ontology annotation, molecular function: FAD binding. The record is from RefSeq and is a predicted model, not a curated record.